AUGGAUUUUGUUCUGGUUACCCGUUCUAAUAGGAAAAAAAGAGGAAAUAAAAAAAAAGAAAAAAAAGGUGCAAGAACGAAUGUAAACGUUGAUAAUGAGUUAUGGUCUCAAGAAGCACUAGAGAAGAGAUUGACGAAAAAUGAAGAACGAUUUCAUGUGGGAGCAUAUUUUGAAAAAAUAAAAUCUUUUCUUGAGCCAUACUCGCUUCAAUUUAAGCAUUGUCUAAUUCUUGGUCUAGGUCGAGUUCAUACUAUUACAGCUUCCUUACAACUGCAACUAUUCUUCGAACUUCAAAGUAUUUUUCAAAUUCCUUCUCCAAAUUGUUCUUUUUACGACCCAGCAUUUCUAGAAGAUGAUAUCCAAUUUCUACAAAACAAAGACUUUACUUUACUAAAAGAAUCUCCCAAGCCAGAAGAAUGCCUUGAGAAUACUUUGCUGUUUAUGCCCCACUGCCCUACUUCUUUAUACGAACAAUGGCUUGAUGCUUACUCGAAAUCCGAAAAACAAUUUUCUAUGUGUGGUAAUAAUCUCAAACUGUAUGUGGACAAUCUACCAUCUAAAGAAAUUAAGUCAAAAUACCCAAACAUCUAUAGAGUAUGCCAGCAAAAACUACAUACCCAAAUUUUAUUUCCUGAAUUUUCCGAGGCGUUUGCCUUUAAUGAUUUUGCUUUCCAUUUUCCUUGUUCCCAUCGGUCGAAUGAGGAUCCAGAGACGACUUCGCCUGAGAAGACACCGUCGACUGCUGUUGAUGUUUCAAACGUUGCUGAGCACCCCAAUUGA
Molecule: messenger RNA, 780 nt
Organism: Schizosaccharomyces osmophilus
Lineage: Eukaryota; Fungi; Ascomycota; Schizosaccharomycetes; Schizosaccharomycetales; Schizosaccharomycetaceae
Gene: ber1
Product: SRR1 family protein, implicated in microtubule stabilization, and heme biosynthesis
Exons: 1
Coding region: 1-780 (259 amino acids)
Biological process (GO): microtubule-based process
Cellular component (GO): cytoplasm; nucleus
Source: RefSeq, a predicted model, not a curated record